Messenger RNA from Musca domestica (house fly), 817 nucleotides. RefSeq names its product protein D2-like. The coding region runs from base 70 to 699 and encodes 209 amino acids. NCBI's taxonomy places the organism in Eukaryota, Metazoa, Arthropoda, Insecta, Diptera, Muscidae. The transcript has 2 exons. The record is from RefSeq and is a predicted model, not a curated record.
AUUUCCAUUUGGGGAAACUACAACGAAAACACAAAUCAGUAUUCAACGGACAAAUCAUUAACGCUACAAAUGGCUUUGGAAAAGGUUCUAUUUUGCGGGAUAGUAGCAAUGUUUGUUGCUAUCAAUUUGGCUGCAGCAAACAAUGAAGUUGAAUCUGUAUUUAAAGAUAAUGAAAUUAUUCCCGAUGUUAUCGAUGCAGCUCCCCAACAAUUUCUAAAGGUAUCCUAUGACAAUGGGUUGACCGUAGACAAAGGCAUUGAACUAACACCAACUCAAGUACAAAAACAACCAAAGGUUGAAUGGGAUGCCGAAGAUGGUGUCUAUUAUACACUUAUAAUGACCGAUCCAGAUGCACCCAGUCGUGUUGAACCGAAAUUUAGAGAAUUCCGUCAUUGGUUGGUUGUAAAUAUACCCGGCAAUCAAAUUGAUCAAGGUGAGGUGUUGGCUGCCUAUAUUGGCUCAGGACCACCAAAGGGUACAGGCCUACAUCGUUAUGUAUUCCUUUUGUAUAAGCAAUCGGGAAAAUUGGAAUUUGAUGAAGCUCGCGUCGGAAAUAACUCUAGCCAAGAUAGACCAAAAUUCAAAGCAGCCAAAUUUGCAGAAAAAUACAAUUUGGGCUCACCCAUUGCUGGUAACUUUUAUCAAGCCCAAUAUGAUGAUUAUGUGCCCAUCUUGCACAAGCAAUUGUCAGGCCAGUAAACAAUGAUAGCCCACCAAAUGGAAUUUUUUUAAAAACCAAUUGUAUACUAUAUAUUUAAAGAAAAAUUUUAUUAUAUUAUUUCAGUUUUUUUGCAUUAAACAAAAAAUUUUCGUUUUC